Molecule: messenger RNA, 1011 nt
Organism: Eriocheir sinensis (Chinese mitten crab)
Lineage: Eukaryota; Metazoa; Arthropoda; Malacostraca; Decapoda; Varunidae
Product: melanoma-associated antigen C1-like
Exons: 5
Coding region: 45-995 (316 amino acids)
Source: RefSeq, a predicted model, not a curated record
CGUCAACUAAUUCCAAAGUCUAAUAGGAGAUUCAUGGGGUUGUAAUGAGUUUCUUCACGGUCAUGAUACAGAGGAAGGGUCACACUACCACCAGGGUCAUAACACUACCCCUGGAAAUGCCCACAACUCCUAUGAAAGCCUUGUCAAAUGUGUGUUUCUUUAGGUUCACGGUACAGAGGAAGGGUCACACUACAACCAGGGUCAUAACACUACCCCUGGAAAUGCCCACAACUCCUACGAAAGCCUUGUCAAAUGUGUGUUUCUUUAGGUUCACGGUACAGAGGAAGGGUCACACUACCACCAAGGUCAUAAAACUACCCCUGGAAAUGCCCACAACUCCUAUGAAAGCCUUGUCAAAUGUGUGUUUCUUUAGGUUCACGGUACAGAGGAAGGGUCACACUACCACCAGGGUCAUGAAACUACCCCUGGAAAUGCCCACAACUCCUAUGAAAGCCUUGUCAAAUGUGUGUUGCUUUAGGUUCACGGUACAGAGGAAGGGUCACACUACCACCAGGGUCAUAACACUACCCCUGGAAAUGCCCACAACUCCUAUGAAAGCCUUGUCAAAUGUGUGUUUCUUUAGGUUCACGGUACAGAGGAAGGGUCACACUACCACCAGGGUCACAAAACUACCCCUGGAAAUGCCCACAACUCCUAUGAAAGCCUUGUCAAAUGUGUGUUUCUUUAGGUUCACGGUACAGAGGAAGGGUCACACUACCACCAGGGUCAUAAAACUACCCCUGGAAAUGCCCACAACUCCUAUGAAAGCCUUGUCAAAUGUGUGUUUCUUUAGGUUCACGGUACAGAGGAAGUGUCACACUACCACCAGGGUCAUGAAACUACCCCUGGAAAUGCCCACAACUCCUACGAAAGCCUUGUCAAAUGUGUGUUUCUUUAGGUUCACGGUACAGAGGAAGGGUCACACUACCACCAGGGUCAUGAAACUACCCCUGGAAAUGCUCAUAACUCCUACGAAAGCCUUGUCAAAUGUGUGAGCUUGUGGAAGGUGUG